AUGUCUCACAUUCUAAAAGGCACCGUGACAGCCUUCUCUCCUUUUGAUGCCAGAGCUGAUGCAGAAGCUCUUCGUAAGGCCAUGAAGGGAAUGGGGACUGAUGAAGAAACUGUUCUGAAGAUCCUUACCAGCAGAAACAAUGCUCAGCGUCAAGAAAUUGCAGCUGCCUUUAAAACCUUAUUUGGCAGGGAUCUUGUCGAUGACCUGAAAUCGGAACUUACCGGCAAAUUUGAAACAUUGAUGGUAUCUUUGAUGAGACCAACAUAUAUUUUUGAUGCUCAUGCACUGAAGCAUGCCAUCAAGGGAGCAGGAACCAAUGAGAAAGUGUUGACUGAAAUUCUUGCCUCCAGGACACCUGCAGAAGUGCGGAAUAUUAAACAGGUUUAUCUGCAAGAGUAUGAGGCCAACUUGGAGGAUAAGAUCACAGGAGAAACAUCAGGCUAUUUUCAGAGACUUCUGGUGGUCCUGCUGCAGGCAAAUAGAGAUCCUGACGGCAGAAUUGAUGAGGGUCUUGUUGAGCAGGAUGCUCAGGUUUUGUUUAGAGCUGGGGAGCUGAAGUGGGGAACAGAUGAAGAAAAGUUCAUCACCAUCUUGGGAACCCGAAGCGUUUCCCAUUUAAGGAGGGUGUUUGACAAAUACAUGACGAUUUCUGGCUUUCAAAUUGAAGAGACCAUUGACCGUGAAACCUCUGGUGACUUGGAGAAGCUGCUUUUGGCAGUUGUGAAAUGCAUCCGAAGCGUGCCUGCCUAUUUUGCCGAGACUCUGUAUUAUUCCAUGAAGGGGGCUGGCACUGACGAUGAUACCCUGAUCAGAGUCAUGGUUUCAAGAAGUGAAAUUGAUCUGUUGGAUAUUAGAAAAGAACUCAGAAAGAAUUUUGCAAAAUCAUUGUAUCAAAUGAUUCAGAAAGAUACAUCUGGGGACUACAGGAAAGCACUCCUGCUCCUCUGUGGUGGAGAUGAUGAGUAAUGGUGACAGUGACACGAAGGAUUUGUUGUACUCCAGCUUUGCAGCCCUUUAGUUAGCGUGUCUAGCUAAGUUUUUGUAUCUUAAUGCUUUGUGGCUGUUUGAAUUUAUACUAGUAUUGCACUUAUUAAAAAUGAGCAUAUUGUUAUCCAAGUGGUAGCUGAUCCCUCCUCUUCCUGACAUCCCAACUUCCAGGAAUUUCAAGUGCCUUCUGUGAGUAUGCGAGAGUCGUCUUCAUGGAAGAUGGGUACUGAGCACAGAACCUAGUUCUUUGCAAGUGUUUUGCUGAAAUAGGAAAAAAAAAAUCUUGUAUUUCACAAAUAAU
This is a messenger RNA of Pelecanus crispus (Dalmatian pelican), 1288 nucleotides long. It is a transcript of the gene ANXA5, whose product is annotated as annexin A5. NCBI's taxonomy places the organism in Eukaryota, Metazoa, Chordata, Aves, Pelecaniformes, Pelecanidae. Gene Ontology annotation, cellular component: plasma membrane; cytoplasm; nucleus. Gene Ontology annotation, biological process: negative regulation of coagulation. The record is from RefSeq and is a predicted model, not a curated record. Gene Ontology annotation, molecular function: calcium-dependent phospholipid binding; phosphatidylserine binding; calcium ion binding.